AUGUCAGCGCACAAAAUAGGCUCCCUCUUGUUCUGCCCCAACUGUGGGACAUUGCUCGACCUACCGAAAGACGGAGAGGCAAUCGUUACUUGCGAACAAUGUCACCAUGAAGAGCCUGCUAGCUCCUAUGAGAACAUCGUUAUCACGACACGGUCACACCCCGAUGCGUUUCCUUCGCCACUGCAGCAAAAACGCAAAACACUAACCAAACGGCACGACCAAGGCGAUCAAGGAACGCUGGUAGCAGAGAAGUGUCCAUCCUGUGGACACAUGGAGGCCUAUUCGAAGGAGAUGCAGUUGCGGAGUGCAGACGAAGGCUCGACGAUCUUCUACACGUGUGCAUCUUGCAAGCACGGGUGGCGUGUCAACAACUGA
Molecule: messenger RNA, 375 nt
Organism: Coprinopsis cinerea okayama7#130
Lineage: Eukaryota; Fungi; Basidiomycota; Agaricomycetes; Agaricales; Psathyrellaceae
Product: DNA-directed RNA polymerase I kDa polypeptide
Exons: 5
Coding region: 1-375 (124 amino acids)
Biological process (GO): DNA-templated transcription; termination of RNA polymerase I transcription
Cellular component (GO): RNA polymerase I complex
Molecular function (GO): nucleic acid binding; DNA-directed RNA polymerase activity; zinc ion binding
Source: RefSeq, a predicted model, not a curated record